This is a messenger RNA of Pieris napi, 836 nucleotides long. Its product is annotated as isochorismatase domain-containing protein 1-like. NCBI's taxonomy places the organism in Eukaryota, Metazoa, Arthropoda, Insecta, Lepidoptera, Pieridae. Gene Ontology annotation, cellular component: cytoplasm. The transcript has 4 exons. The coding region runs from base 110 to 718 and encodes 202 amino acids. The record is from RefSeq and is a predicted model, not a curated record.
CUACUUAAACUGUGUUUAGGAUUUAUACUUUAUAGAUUUAUAAUCAAAUAACUUAUAACACAGCAAAUUCUUGGGUAGUUUGCUGUUUAGCUCGGUAAAUAUUUUAAAUAUGGCUCGAAAUAUUAUAAAAUUAGGCGCAUUAGAAGCUCCGAAAACAGCGUUUCUUUUAUGUGACAUACAAGAAAUAUUUAGGCCACACAUUAAAUAUUUUAGCGAAGUUGUAAAAGUGGCCAACAAAAUGGUAGAGGCAGCAAAACAUUUCCAAAUACCUGUAUAUGUGUCCGAACAGUAUCCUAAAGGGUUAGGCCACACCACUAAAGAUAUUAACAUAGGGGAAGCCGCAAUGGUCUAUGAGAAAACUAAAUUUUCAAUGGUUACUCCAGAACUAGAAGGGAGGUUGAAAAAAGAUGUUCCAGGUUUGAGUUCCAUUGUAUUAUUUGGAAUAGAGUGCCAUGUAUGUAUUGAACAGACUGUGAUUGACCUUAUCAAUAUGGAUCUAUCUGUUCAUGUAUUAGCUGACGGAGUUUCUUCAAGGUCACUUAUGGACCGAGAACUAGGAUUAAAGCGUCUCCAGUCUAUCGGUUGUUUUGUUGCUACAUCAGAAAAUGUCUUGUUUAAAUUAAUGAAAGACAAAAAUCAUCCUGCCUUCAAACAGAUAUCCAAACUCAAUUCUCAACCCACACCUGAUGAAUUUGGCCUCACUAAGUCCAGCUUAUGAUUGAAAGAAAAAUUCAUUAUUGCUAGUUAAGAAGCAUACUUGGAUUGUCUUCAAAGCAGAAUAAUUUUCGCGUAAUACGACUAUACAUUUUAAAUAAAUAAAUAAUUAUAGAAUUUUA